Suricata suricatta (meerkat) is the source of this 6082-nucleotide messenger RNA. RefSeq names its product IQ motif and Sec7 domain 1 (gene IQSEC1). Gene Ontology annotation, biological process: actin cytoskeleton organization; regulation of ARF protein signal transduction. The transcript has 13 exons. The record is from RefSeq and is a predicted model, not a curated record. Bases 425 to 3295 code for a protein of 956 amino acids. Gene Ontology annotation, molecular function: guanyl-nucleotide exchange factor activity; protein binding. NCBI's taxonomy places the organism in Eukaryota, Metazoa, Chordata, Mammalia, Carnivora, Herpestidae.
AACCCGCACUCUUCCUCACCGGGCAGACACCCCUCACCCGUCCCGCCCCAAGUGACUCACUGCUCCCCUGGCCUGCAGCCACUGCUGCCUCCUGGCAGGAGACAGGCACAAGGUUUUGCAGAAGCCACGGGGUCUGAUGCGAGAGGGCUGCUCAGCGAGGAGGGUCUGGAGCAGCCGGACAGGCCAGCUCACAGAGGUUGGCCCCGGGACAGCAGGGCCGGUGGCUGAGGCUUACAGUGGCCCGUGGGAGCCAGCGCCUGCCCCUCUCUCCUGGCUUGUAGGCCUUGUCUUUCUUCUUCCCACCAUGAAGAAGGAAGUGACCUGAGAGCCAGCAAAGACAGCCAGCCCCUGGCUAGGAGGAGACCAGGACUGGAGGGCUGCGGCUGCAGGUCCCUGGGCCACUGGCUCUCCCAGCUAGCCAGGCAUGAAGGGCGGUGGCAGCGCCGUGUGGAGCCUUAUGUGGAAGUACUGCAUCUCCGUGAGGACCCUCAGUGUGGAGGGCGAGGCUCCCAGCAGCGAGACUGGCACGUCCCUGGACAGCCCAUCAGCCUACCACCAGGGCCCCCUGGCGCCUGCUUCCAGCCUGAGCCCCGACUGCUACGAGCACGCAUCGGUGGGAACCUAUGGGCUGUACUCGGGCCCACUGGGGCAGCAGCAGCAGCGUUCGCGGAGGCCCAAGCUGCAGCAUUCAACCUCCAUCCUGCGCAAGCAGGCCGAGGAGGAGGCCAUCAAGCGUUCGCGGUCACUCUCUGAGAGCUAUGAGCUCUCCUCGGACCUGCAGGACAAGCAGGUGGAGAUGCUAGAACGCAAGUAUGGAGGCCGCCUCGUGACCCGCCAUGCAGCGCGCACCAUCCAGACGGCCUUCCGUCAGUACCAGAUGAACAAGAACUUCGAGCGCCUGCGCAGCUCCAUGUCGGAGAACCGCAUGUCGCGCCGGAUCGUGCUGUCCAACAUGAGGAUGCAGUUCUCCUUCGAGGGCCCUGAGAAGGUGCACAGCUCCUACUUCGAGGGGAAGCAGGUCUCCGUGACUGAUGACGGCACGCAGCUGGGGGCCCUGGUGCCGUCUGAGUGCAGCGACCUCGGCGAGCCGCCCGCCCUUAAGUCCCCCGCCCCGUCCAGCGACUUCGCAGACGCCAUCACGGAGCUGGAGGAUGCCUUCUCGCGGCAGGUGAAGUCGUUGGCCGAGUCCAUCGACGACGCCCUGCACUGCCGCAGCCUGCACGCCGGCGAGGAGCCUGCUGCCGACACGGGGCACACCCGGGACGCUGAGCUGCCACCGGCCCCGCAUGGCACCGACCACCGCAAACUGGACGAGAUGACGGCCUCGUACAGCGACGUCACCCUGUACAUCGAUGAGGAGGAGCUGUCGCCGCCGCUGCCCCUCUCGCAGGCAGGGCACCGGGCGCCUGGCGCAGAGGCAGACCUGCGGCUGCGGGCCGGGGGCGCUGCACAGGACUACUGGGCGCUGGUUCACAAGGACGACAAGGGGGACACGGACACGAGCUGCCGGAGCACACCGUCGCUCGAGCGGCAGGAGCAGCGGCUGCGGGUGGAGCACCUCCCGCUGCUCACCAUCGAGCCGCCCAGCGACAGCUCUGCGGACCUCAGCGACCGCUCGGACCGCAGCUCCCUCAAGAGGCAGGGCGCCUACGAACGCGGCCCAGGCGGGCCACAGGGCAGCCCCAAACAUGGCCCCACCAAGGGCCUACCCCGGGAGGAGCCCGAGUUGCGGCCCCGGCCCCCCCGGCCCUUGGACAGCCACCUGGCCAUCAACGGCUCGGCCAAUAGGCAGAGCAGGUCCGAGUCUGACUACUCAGACGGGGACAACGACAGCAUCAACAGCACGUCCAACUCCAACGACACCAUCAACUGCAGCUCUGAGUCAUCUUCCCGAGACAGCCUGCGGGAGCAGACGCUCAGCAAACAGACAUACCACAAGGAGACCCGCAACAGCUGGGACUCCCCGGCCUUCAGCAACGACGUCAUCCGCAAGAGGCACUACCGCAUUGGCCUCAAUCUCUUCAACAAGAAGCCUGAGAAGGGCGUCCAGUACCUCAUUGAACGUGGCUUCGUGCCCGACACACCAGUGGGGGUGGCCCACUUCCUGCUGCAGCGCAAAGGCCUCAGUAGGCAGAUGAUCGGCGAGUUCCUGGGCAACCGACAGAAACAGUUCAACCGGGAUGUGCUUGACUGUGUGGUGGACGAGAUGGAUUUCUCUGCCAUGGAACUGGACGAAGCCCUCAGGAAGUUCCAGGCUCACAUCCGGGUCCAAGGGGAGGCUCAGAAGGUGGAGCGGCUCAUCGAGGCAUUCAGCCAGCGGUACUGCAUCUGCAACCCCGGGGUGGUUCGGCAGUUCCGGAACCCAGACACCAUUUUCAUCCUGGCCUUUGCCAUCAUCCUGCUCAACACAGACAUGUACAGCCCCAACGUCAAACCUGAGCGGAAGAUGAAGCUGGAGGACUUUGUCAAGAACCUGCGAGGUGUGGAUGAUGGUGAGGACAUCCCCCGAGAGAUGCUGAUUGGGAUCUACGAGCGCAUUCGCAAGCGGGAACUGAGAACCAACGAGGACCAUGUGUCCCAGGUGCAGAAGGUGGAGAAGCUCAUCGUGGGGAAGAAGCCGAUUGGAUCCCUGCAUCAUGGGCUUGGCUGUGUGCUCUCUCUGCCCCACCGGCGGCUGGUCUGCUACUGCCGACUCUUUGAGGUUCCAGACCCGAACAAGCCCCAGAAGCUCGGGCUGCACCAGCGGGAGAUCUUCCUUUUCAACGACCUCCUGGUGGUGACCAAGAUCUUCCAGAAAAAGAAGAACUCAGUGACGUACAGCUUCCGACAGUCCUUCUCCCUGUAUGGCAUGCAGGUCCUGCUCUUCGAGAACCAGUACUACCCCAAUGGCAUCCGGCUCACCUCUGCUGUCCCCGGAGCAGACAUCAAGGUGUUAAUCAACUUUAAUGCUCCCAACCCUCAAGACCGGAAGAAGUUCACCGACGACCUACGGGAGUCCAUUGCCGAAGUGCAGGAGAUGGAGAAGCACAGAAUAGAGUCGGAGCUCGAGAAGCAGAAAGGCGUUGUGCGGCCCAGCAUGUCCCAGUGCUCCAGCCUCAAAAAGGAGUCCGGCAACGGGACGCUGAGCCGAGCCUGCCUGGAUGACAGCUAUGCCAGUGGUGAGGGCCUCAAGCGCAGCGCCCUCAGCAGCUCCUUGCGGGACCUCUCCGAGGCGGGGUCCCUGCUCAUUUCAAUGGUGCCAGAACCCUGUCGGCCUGAGAUCAAGGACCUGCGUGGACCAGGGACACAGAUGUGACUAGGGCCUCAGUGCCUGGCCCAGAUCAGUCAGGUCCUGAGGGACAGUAUCCCCAAGCCUCCGAGGCCCUCCUGCCCCUCCCAGCCAAGCUGCCCAACACUAGUCUCCAGAGAGAGGCUGUCUCCCAGAGACCAUGGGACCCGCCUGCACCUGUUCCUCUAGGGCCCAGCAAGAGACCUGCCAUGCUCUGCACCAGGGCAGUCCUCUCGGGAGAUUUGGUGGCUCCCGGCAGCUGGUGUCCAAAGCAGCACCUGCUCAGCCUCCAGCUGUGCUGAUACUGAGAAGCAGAGAAAAGCUGUGAAGAGCCCUGCUGGGAACUCCUUCCAGACACAGUUCCUGAUCCUGGCCAUUGUUGGCCUGGCAGGACUUCAUCGGGUUCUAGAUGAGGCACCGGGUGGGGGGGUGCUCACCAGGAGCUGGUGCAAGACCCCACGAGAGAGGGAGUGUACCAGGAGACAGCGUGCAGGUGAGGACAGUGUGGGUGCGUGGGCUAGAGCCACUUUCCCAGCAUGCCUCACCUCCAUUAGCACAUGAUAUGCACCUGUGUGCACAUACCUGGCCACUGGCCUGUAGUGAGCAGGUGUCUGUGGAGUGAGCCCGUGAGUAGGGCCUCUGGGACUGGACUGCAGACAGCUCCUGUAGGGACACCUCAUAUCCAUGCUUAUUCAGGAAGUUGAAAAAAUGGAUUCUGAGAAACUUAGCAUUGCUCAGAGACAUCCAAGCUAAAACUGUCCUAAGUCUUGGCCCACUUGGGGGCAGGAGGAGAAGGGUUUUGCUCCACUUCAGGUCAGAUACCGUAUGGAGCCCCCAAACCUAGCUCGAGGCCUGGCCUAAGCCCCCUUGGUAGAAGCAUGUCAGCCAGAAGACAUUGCUAGGCACUGGUGGGGCAGGCUGGCCUUACUCUGUCUCUGGUUUUCAGGUAGGGGGGUCGUCUAGGCUUAGAGGGGGCCAGAGAGCUGACUUUCAAACCCCAGAAACAGCUAAGAGCUGACUUCAGCAUUUCUGCAUGGUGCCGCAAGAUCCUGAGUGAUGCUUGGGUCUACCCUACUCAGACGGGAAUGCAUACCCAUUUCACAGAUGCAGGAAUGGUUGUAAAGAAUCAAAGGAGUGCCAAGGGUGGUUGCCUCUCCAGCCAAAGAGCCUCGUCCUACUCUAUGUCCCUGGACCCCUCUGUUGGGACAAAAAGCAGGAAGGGAAGAAGGUCAGCCUCUCUUCUUGAACCUGCUGAAAGAAGAGGAUAUGUGACCCCUGUCUUUCUUCCAGCUGGGAAUAAGGGCCAAGUCCUAUGUGAUUCUCUCCAGUCCUCAGCAAUGGGUGGAGAGCACUCUUGCCCAGGUCUUCUGCGUGGCCCUGUCCUGAGCGAGCUCUGAGGCCCUCUCACACAUGCCAGAGUCAAGCAAAGCUCCCAGCUGGGACUCAAGUGUGGGGUCGGCAGGCCAACCAAAGGGACCGGACAUCCCCGAGUCCACUGUCGUAUGUCCAGGAUCAAGGCUCUGUCCCAGUACACGCGGACGCCACAGUGAGGCCUGAAGGACGCACAGACCCACUCUCUACCCCGCACAGGCCAGGGUGUGGGCCACAGAGAGGCCUGUUGCAGCCUUUCCAUCUUUGAGGCUGUUGGGCUCAGCCUGCCUUCUGCUCAGAAGGCAGCUCGGCCAAGCUCCCCACCCCAGAAGUGGGCAGGGGAGCCUGGGUGUGAGUCCUCGGCACUCAGGGACGCCUGUCCUGCAUUGCUACGGGGCUUGACCAAGAACAACCAUGUUUGGCUCAUGGCCAGGGCAGUACAGGUGGAAGUUUCCAGAAUGUCAGGUAGGAGGCCCCUCCUCUGUCCCCUCUUCCAACCUGCCUUCCUGCAGGCUGGUCAGAGACUGGACCCAGAAGCCUGGGCACCCACCAUUCCCACCAGCCUCAGAUCCUACAGGAAUCCAUGGAGAGGGCCUCCAAAGGGACUGUGGAGGCCAGAGUGAGCCCUAGGCCUCCGGAACCAAGAAGACACAGCCUUCCUCUAACACAGCCAGCAUAUGUUAAGUGCCUACUGUGCGCCAUGUGCUCAGGGUGGGGGUGGGGUAGUAAAAGGCCAUGGGCAGGCAGCACUCACAUCUGCGGGAACACUUAGGGCAUCCGGAGGGCGGGUGCCCAUGGAAGGGAAGCAGCACUUCGGACUCUCCCAGCAGCCCUGGACCCCAUCUCCUGCCUCUGGCCAGGGCACUGCACAAACCAAAUGGUAGGCUCCAGAGGCACCAGUACAUCUGAGCUCCCCAGGAAGAAAAGACAGGACACCCAGUUUAGUGUCCUCCCACCCAUCAACCCCACCCUGCCUGCAAGGGGGGGAUGUAUAUGUAUGUAUGAAUAUGCAUAUACAUAUGCAUAUGAAAUCCACGCAGUCAGGGACGGGCAGGUCCCCAUUUUGUUUGUUUUGAGCCAUCAGCGAAGCUGACCCUGGCCCAUCCCCUGUUGGCAGAUGGCUGGGGCCACAGGGCCUGGCUCCCCCUCCCCCCGACGACCCAGCCCCCCUGGAGGCACCCGCGCCCCCCACCCCCACCUGACUGCCAGUCCAAGAGAAGGGGUAUAAAGUUGGGGCUGGUUGAAAACGAAUUUUUUUUUCUUUAAACUCCCCUCGUUUUUUGUUUUUUGGGUUUUUUUCUUUUCCUUAAACUCGUGUCUGCCCUGCCGCGGGCUUCCCCACGGAGCCAGCCCUCUGACCCCCGGGCCUGCGGUGGCGGCGGUGAGCCCGGGCCAGGCAGGUGGCGGCCCGGGGCCGUGUCUAACUUGUGGUAUUGCAUGUUC